AUGGAAUCUCGCGAUUAUCUGAAAGACGACUGCGUGAGGUUUCGUUGCAGGAUUGUGGUCUUGACUCGUCAGGCUCAAGCGCCUCUUAUCGAGGAUGGUGUGGCCCAGCUGUCGAAAAGAAAUCCAAGGGCAGAUGUGUUGAUUCAAGUCGGGAAUGACAAGGUUUUUGCGCAUAAGUGGUUAUUAGCUGCCUCCUCACCCGUGCUCUGUUCGCGUCUAUCUGAUCCCCUCCAUUUUUCCAAGGGGUUGUUUGUUAUUCCUGAUGUGGAGCCCGUGUUAUUCAAGACAAUGCUCCAUUUUAUGUAUACCGGAAAACUCGAGGAAGAUGGUGAAGAAUUUGUCAGUUAUGCUGGUCCGUUUGUGCUGGAUUUAUUUAUAGGGAAAGUACUUGCAGCCGCGUAUCAAUUCAAAAUGGAAAAACUUAAGAAGUGUUGCGAAUCACGAAUUUUGAGCAAACUUUCAGUGAAAUCAGUUGCAUACUUGUUGCACCUAGCAGACGUUUGCUGCGCUGCAGAACUGAAAGCUGCUUGUUUUAGAUUUGCAGCCGAAAAUCUAGAUGCUGUAUUGGAUUCCGAAGGAUGUAAAUACCUUAGGAAAUCUUGCCCAUCAUUGUAUGAAGACUUGGCUCCCCGUGGCAUAUUAGGAUGGGAAUUUAGAGUGACCAGCAAAAUCUUGUCUGCUAUAGAGCCUUUUGUUGGUCUGAUGACAACGUUGCUGCUGGAAGCUAUUCCAGAAGAAUAA
Molecule: messenger RNA, 741 nt
Organism: Striga hermonthica
Lineage: Eukaryota; Viridiplantae; Streptophyta; Magnoliopsida; Lamiales; Orobanchaceae
Source: the annotation of a GenBank genome assembly